AUGAAGGGAUUCUUGGGCGCAUGGACGUUGCUGAUCAAGUCGAUCGCACUACCGCUGGCCAUUGCAUCUGGUCUGUCCGUGGGAAAAGAGGGUCCAAGCGUGCAUUUCGCUGUGUGCACGGGGAAUGUCAUAUCGCGGUUCUUCAGCAAAUACAAGCAGAAUGCAUCCAAGACGAGGGAGGUCUUGACGGCAACAGCAGCGGCCGGAGUGGCAGUCGCAUUUGGCAGUCCCAUUGGCGGGGUGCUGUUCUCUCUCGAGGAAGUGGCAUCUUACUUUCCCCUUAAGACUCUAUGGCGCAGUUAUUUCUGUGCCUUGGUUGCGACUGGUGUGCUAGCGGUCAUGAAUCCAUUCCGGACAGGGCAACUAGUCAUGUUCCAAGUGCAAUAUGACCGUACCUGGCACUUCUUUGAGCUGAUAUUCUUCGUCUUAAUCGGUGUCUUUGGUGGCUUAUACGGCGCCUUUGUGAUCAAGUGGAACCUUCGGGUGCAAGCGUUCAGGAAGAAGUACCUGUCGCAGCACGCCGUCAUGGAAUCAGUUGUCCUUGCCCUCAUCACGGCCAUUCUGUGCUAUCCGAAUAUGUUCCUGAAGAUCAACAUGACGGAGAUGAUGGAGAUCCUGUUCCGGGAAUGCGAGGGAGGGCACGACUAUAACGGCCUAUGCGAGGCUAAGAACCGCUGGUCUAUAGUCAUGUCGCUUGCCGUAGCUACCAUUCUUCGCAUCUUCCUGGUCAUUAUAUCAUAUGGCUGCAAGGUCCCAGCUGGUAUUUUCGUGCCGUCAAUGGCCAUCGGAGCGUCCUUUGGUCGGUUCGUCGGUAUCCUCGUCCAGGCGCUGCACGAAGCGUAUCCGAAGUCGCAAUUCUUUGCGUCCUGUGAGCCAGACAUUCCAUGCAUCACACCAGGAACGUAUGCUUUCCUGGGGGCGGGCGCGGCUCUCAGUGGUAUCAUGCAUUUGACGAUCUCCGUGACGGUCAUCAUGUUCGAGUUGACAGGUGCCCUGAAUUACAUCCUUCCAACGAUGAUCGUCGUCGGCGUCACCAAAGCCGUCAGCGACUGCUUCGGAAAGGGCGGCAUCGCCGACCGCAUGAUCUGGUCCAACGGCUUUCCAUUCCUCGACAACAAAGAAGACCACGUAUUCAACGUGCCCGUCUCCCAAGCCAUGACAUCCGACCCAGUCUCACUGCCCGCAUCGGACUUUCCCGUCCGCGAAGCCGAGCACCUACUAAGCGACAACAAAUACCAAGGCUUCCCCAUCGUCGACGACCGGACCCGAAAGACACUCGUCGGAUACAUCGGCCGCACCGAGCUGCGAUACGCAAUUAACCGUGCCAAAGCCGAGGGGCCGCUAUCGCCCACAGCCAAGUGCCUCUUCACUAAAGAAGCAGCCGAAGCAUCGGUAACACGCAGGGCAUCGACAGCAUCGCAUCUCCACGCACCGGAGACAUUCGAUGACAUCCAAACGAACACGGGGGCCGACUACGUCGACUUUAGCCGAUACGCGGACCACACGCCGCUGACAGUACACCCCCGUCUCGCCCUCGAGACGGUAAUGGAGAUCUUCAAGAAGAUGGGACCGCGCGUCAUUCUGGUCGAGCAUCGCGGUCGUCUGAUGGGACUUGUCACCGUCAAGGAUUGCCUGAAGUACCAGUUCAAGGUCGAAGCCGAGGAACAGGCGCUCGCGGCGACCAGUCCACCCCAACUAGCUCUGGGGGGAAGUAACGGCCGAAGCAGUGGUGACACAUUAGAGGAACGGCUGUGGAACCUCCUCCAGCGCAUCGGGUCUAUACUGCCGUGGCAGCACACCCAACCACAGCAACAACAACAACCACCUCGACGACGAGACACCACAGUCCCCGAGCAGCACAGAGAUGCGACGGAUAUCGCUCCCAACGAAGCAGACGAGACAGACGCCAUGCUGGAAUUAGAAGAGCGUUAA
Messenger RNA from Aspergillus luchuensis, 1932 nucleotides. It is a transcript of the gene GEF1, whose product is annotated as chloride channel protein. The transcript is spliced from 5 exons. The record is from RefSeq and is a predicted model, not a curated record. Gene Ontology annotation, molecular function: voltage-gated chloride channel activity. NCBI's taxonomy places the organism in Eukaryota, Fungi, Ascomycota, Eurotiomycetes, Eurotiales, Aspergillaceae. Bases 1 to 1932 code for a protein of 643 amino acids. Gene Ontology annotation, cellular component: endoplasmic reticulum; Golgi apparatus; membrane. Gene Ontology annotation, biological process: transmembrane transport; intracellular iron ion homeostasis; chloride transport.